GGUUCUCAUUUUCUUCAUUUUUUCCCCAAAUUUGAGUCUGUGUCUAUCAUCGAUCUCAAGAAAGAGAGAAAUGGGAGCUGGAAAGCAUACCGGAGAGUUUUUCAGGAGGAGAGACGAGUGGAGGAAGCAUCCCAUGCUUGGCAAUCAAUUUCGUCACGCUACUCCUGGUCUCGGCAUCGCUCUUGUCGCCUUUGGUGUCUAUCUCGUCGCUGAGCAAGUCUACAACAAGAUCAAUCAUGAUUCUUCCUCUUCUCACCACGUGAAGGCUGGGGAGCACUGAGGAAAAUCAUUCAUUGAUCGUUUAUUUUGUUUUGUUUGUUUGUAAAAUAAGCUUACAUUGCAGGGAUUUCCCUUCCAUGUAAUUUGUUGAUUAGGAUAAAUUUCAGACUAUGUAUAAUGAAUGAAUGUAUGCUUACAUUUUUAUGUCUCACUUAUUUCUUUGAGUGAGUCACUCGGUAUUUACUCAUAUCUGUUUUACAUGUGUUUGUCUUUGUUUGCUGUCA
Trifolium pratense (red clover) is the source of this 503-nucleotide messenger RNA. RefSeq names its product NADH dehydrogenase [ubiquinone] 1 beta subcomplex subunit 3-B-like. Gene Ontology annotation, cellular component: mitochondrion. The record is from RefSeq and is a predicted model, not a curated record. Bases 71 to 280 code for a protein of 69 amino acids. NCBI's taxonomy places the organism in Eukaryota, Viridiplantae, Streptophyta, Magnoliopsida, Fabales, Fabaceae. Gene Ontology annotation, biological process: electron transport chain; mitochondrial respiratory chain complex I assembly. The transcript is spliced from 2 exons.